CCUGCCCCUCUCUGAACCUCAUUUAAGAAGGCACGCAACCGGACGGCCUCAUUACUAUGGCUGAUUCAGUUCAUUUUCCCUGGAUGCCAUUCCCACCUCGCUUCCUGGUCUGCACAAGAGAUGACAUCUAUGAGGAUGAAAAUGGUAGACAGUGGGUAGUUGCAAAAGUAGAAACUUCUCGUUCACCAUAUGGCAGCAGGAUUGAAACAUGUAUAACUGUGCACUUGCAGCAUAUGACCACAAUCCCCCAGGAGCCUACUCCCCAGCAGCCCAUUAAUAACAACUCUCUCCCCACGAUGUGGAGAUUAGAGUCCAUGAACACAUACACGGGAACAGAUGGGACAUACUGGAGAUUACUGGAUCAUUCCCAGAUGGGCGACACAUUGCAACUGAUCCUGGACAUAGUAAUAUGCGAGGUUGACUGAAUGAUGGAAGCUGAUGGGAAGGUCUUGAUAGCCUGGCUGGCUCCUGCCCCUGUGCCCUUGGGGUAGACUUUGCACCCACCCCUCUGUUUGUUCCUCAAGUUUCUAGUUCUACAGCACCUCCUGCCAUGAUUAGACCUGCUUUUUAGAUUAUCUACUUUCUGUGAGCCUGGCCUAACUCUGUCCUGACCGUUCUCCCUAGCUGGAGACAAACUGCAUCUUCUCUUGCUCAUUUUGUGCCUCUGGCCCUGACCUUAUAGAUGGCUUUUCUUAAGACCCCUCCUCCAUUCAAACUCCUCCACCUGGGCUUCUAGUGCCUUGUGUGGCAGGAGAUUUGUCCCCAUUUACCUUAGGAUGUCUACAGGUGCCUCUGGAGGAGGUACAGAUAGGGACUCUAUGCCCUGUGGG
Mus musculus (house mouse) is the source of this 830-nucleotide messenger RNA. RefSeq names its product T cell leukemia/lymphoma 1B, 3 (gene Tcl1b3). The record is from RefSeq and is marked provisional. The transcript has 4 exons. Lineage: Eukaryota; Metazoa; Chordata; Mammalia; Rodentia; Muridae. Gene Ontology annotation, molecular function: protein serine/threonine kinase activator activity. The coding region runs from base 57 to 425 and encodes 122 amino acids.